Molecule: messenger RNA, 3605 nt
Organism: Paramisgurnus dabryanus
Lineage: Eukaryota; Metazoa; Chordata; Actinopteri; Cypriniformes; Cobitidae
Gene: podxl
Product: podocalyxin-like
Biological process (GO): negative regulation of cell-cell adhesion; positive regulation of cell-cell adhesion mediated by integrin; cell migration
Cellular component (GO): apical plasma membrane; microvillus membrane
Source: RefSeq, a predicted model, not a curated record
GUAUCGUGUAAAUAACUGCUAAUGUUACGUUAACAUGUACGGACACCUAUUCAGCCUGCUGUUCUGUGCUAUUGUUUAGUUGAAUAUCUUGCCUUUCCAGAUUAAAUGUCUGUUCUACGGCUUGGAUUUUGUGAAAUCAUUUUCUAAAUAAACGUGAUGUAUAGUCCAGUGCGACUUUUUGACUGAUGCGACUUAUACUCCGGAGCGACUUAUAUCCGGAAAAUACGUCACUUGACCAAAUUAUUCAUGGUGAGUCUUGUGCCUGCCCAGUGAAAUCCAACCCAAUCUUCUUCAUUGGAUCCCCAUCUACAGCACACAAUAAACUGAAAGAUCUCAUAGAUCCUCACCAGCAGCAGUGUGCGCACGAGGCACAGCACGUCUCCAGUCUCACUCCACAGACUCCGCGCUAGUUUGAAUAGAUCACAAUCCGCGCAGCCAAGGAAACCCAGCAAAAACUUUGCCUUCAAAUCCCCGGGCCGUCCGGGUGGGGUUGAGACGCAAACAAAAGCACUCUUCUUAAAAAAAGAAAGAGUACCAGCUGCAAACUAAUUUAGUUCAGAUACAAACUGAAGAAGAUAAACGGAACCGAUCGGAGUCUCCACGUUUUAACGCAAAACUUUUUCUGGUCUCAUUGAAUGCGGAUCGAGCAUCACAAGAUGGAAAUAAUGUGGACAAUCAUUCUACUGGGUGUCCUCCUUCAUGGCACACAAUCCGAUCCUGCUGCACCAACCACGCAAACUGUUUCUACUAACCCAACCACGCAAAUCACAACUAUUGAACUAACCACGCAAACCACAAUUACUGAAACAAUCACGCAAACCCCAACUUCUAAACCAAUCACGGAAAACCCGACUACUAAACAAACCUUGCAAACCACAACUGCUGAACUAAGCACGCAAACCACAGCUACUGAACUAACCACAAAAACCAAAACUAUUGAACCAACCACGCAAACCACAGCUACUGAACUAACCACGAACACCCCAACUACCGCACCAAUCAUGCAAACAUCAACUACUGAACUAAACACGCAAACAUCAACUACUGAACUAAACAUGCAAACAUCAAAUACUGAACUAAACACGCAAACACCAACUACUAAACUAAUCACAAAAAACAAAACUAAUGAACCAACCACGCAAACCCCAACUACUAAACUAACCACGGAAAACAAAACUACUGAAUCGCUCCCGCAAUCCAAUUUUGAUGAACUAAACACACAGACCACAUCUACUCAACCAUCCACGCAAACUAAUUCUGCUGUUUCAAUCCUGCAAGCCAGUUCUCCUGAUUCCAAUACAGCAAGGCAUAACACCAGUGUAGGUCCUAAACCAUUCAACCCUACAGCAACACAUUCUACAGUUUCUCCAAGUCAACAAACAGACCCACGUCAAGCUGAAAAAUUCAAAGAAAUUACAAAAGGCCUGAAAGAAACCUGCAACAUGAUUCUUCAGAAAAACACAGGCAAUUGCUCAGUGAACCAACAGGGCAAUACAUUUACUGUAAUAGUAACAGUGGACGAAUUACAAGAUCAUCCCAACAAACCCCCUACAAACACAGAACAGAAGGAUGAAAAAAAGGAUGAGACAAUACCAGACACAUUAAUCAUCAUUCUGGCUUCAUGUGGCGCAUUGGUGCUUAUCCUGUGCUGUUUCGCUGCUUACUGCACAUAUCAUCGCAGAUCUUACAGAAAGAACCAGCAACACCUGACGGAAGAGCUACAGACGGUGGAGAACGGUUACCAUGACAACCCCACGCUGGAGGUGAUGGAGGUACAACCGGAGAUGCAAGAGAAGAAACCGCCAUUGAAUGGGGAGUUCAAUGACAGUUGGAUCGUCCCCAUAGACAAUCUGCUGAAAGAGGACAUGGUAGAUGAAGAAGACACCCACUUGUAAAGACACCGCAUGAGCUGUUUUUACAACCAGAAUGUGAGGAAAGCAUAGAUUGCUGAAUAAGGACUAUUAAAAAGGCCAUGGUGCCUUGAUGUAUAUGCUGUAAUUAAGUAGUUAUAGGUCAAACGCGCUAUAGCGACAGUGAAAAUAUUUACAUUGGGCACAUUGUGUGCCGCAUCUACGGAACAGGAAAAUUCAGACUUCCGUACAUGGAUCAAAGCACAGUCUGUGGCUUUUUUUUUAAAGUAAGUGCCUUACUUUAUGUGUUUAUCGCACUCAGAUAGGAUUGCAAAGGAGUGAAAAGUUUCCGGUAAAUUUCCAAAACUUCCCAUGGGAACUGAAUCUGGGGAAUUUUGGAAAUAUUCCAAAUUGGAAACUUAACUGGAAUUUAUGGGAAUUAUUUGGAAAUUUAUAUAAACUAUAUCAUAUACAAACAUAAAUAAACAUUUUAUUUGGUCAUAAGCAGACAAGCAUGCAAGGUCAUACAGAUUUUUUUUCCCAUAGAAAGUUUCCAGCCUUGAAUAUUCCCAGAAUUUUGCAACCCUAAGCUCACACAGUGAGCAUUCUUGUAGACUAGUAAAGAAAUCUCUUAAGAAAUGCUCAUAAAAACUCGUAUUAUUACGUAUUUUAUGAGGUCACUAAUUCAUAUAAAUUCAUAUGACCACACUCAUACAUUUUUGUAUGAUUUGCUUUCGCCCCAUGACGUUGGGUUAGCGGCAAGGUUUAAUAUUGCUAUUUAUGAUAAUCAUACGUUUUUGUAUAAUUCACUUCGUACAAAUUCAUACCAAUUCAUCAGACUAUAACAACUCACUUAUAUACACCACACAAACAGUAGCACAAAUUAUACGUAGGGUAAAAUAUUUUUUUUGCAAUAUUAUUACUGAUAUUUUUAUUAUUGAAUGCAGUAAGAAUGAUAUGGUUUGAAUUGAUAUUGCAUGGGACUUUGUUGACGAUUUUCUUUUUUAAAUCAAAGCUCAUUUGUGAUUUUCUAGUCACUGGCAAGUUUUGGUUUCACAGAAAAUUCACAAUUAAAAUUGAAUUCGUCUCACGUAUAGAUAUAAUUUUAAGUAUCAUGAUGCACAUCUUCAGUAUGUGAAUACUUCAGUGAUGUACAUACAUUUUUUAUACUUCCUAGAUAUAAUUAACACUAGACAAACAACACUGUGACCAAUGGAUAAAUCAUCCUGGUAAACUACAGGCAAUAUACGGAUAUACAGAAUAACCUGUAAAUACUCUUUAGUAUUGUAACCCGAGGUGUAUACUGUUCAAUAUGUUGAACAGUGGAGGCGCACAAUGGUGAAAGUGUUUAGAGACAAAACCCUAUUUUAUGUACAGAUGAUUUUUGCAUUAUUUGAGUGGUUACAGUUUUGUUAACUGAAACACCAAACUUAAACUGAUUUACUUUACCCGUGAAUCUUGAUGUCUUUUCUCUUUGUGUAGGAGUUUUAUUUAUGUUAUUGAUUUCAGUAAACAUUAAAUGUUUUAUGUAUUUGCAUGCACCACACCAAUUCUGAUGGGGCCUCAUUUUAACUGAUCUAUAUUCACCAAAGUAUUUUGUUUGAUUUGUUUAAGCUAUAUCCUAUAUUUUAAGUCAGUUUGCUCAUGUGUGCAAACGACAGGGGUCUGAUACACUGGAAGCCGCAUCUCUGUCACAUAUUUCUGUUCUGGGGGCGGCCAUGAAUUUAAAUAAAAAUAAAAGUUGUGAUUUUUUUA